Cuscuta europaea is the source of this 2680-nucleotide messenger RNA. Lineage: Eukaryota; Viridiplantae; Streptophyta; Magnoliopsida; Solanales; Convolvulaceae. The record is from the annotation of a GenBank genome assembly.
UGGAUACUAUCCACAUGCAUUCAUUUAUUUCUUGUAUCUUCUUGUUGGUUUCUUUGGUCGCUGCUACCUUCUUGCUUUCGGACACCUGGCUUUCAAUCUCCAAUCUGAUCAAAGAUUGAUUUUUUUUCUUUAAUGCAGUCUUGUCACGAACCCUUCAGUUCUUUGGAAGCAGAUCGAAAUUGAGUAUCCCAUUGGAGGAAAUGAAGUGUUUCAUGCCCUGCAUUGCUGAAAUUAAGGAAGAAUCAAGGACAGUGAAGUCAAAUUUGGCUAUCCCUUCACCUUCUGCCUUUCUUGAUGAGCAUGAUCUUGCAUCUACUUCUCUGAAUGCCUCAGACACCACCACAAGUACAGAAUCUUUCAGGAGCAGGACAACCCAGUUUCCUAAUUCAUCCAAACGCUCCUCAGACCUCAGGCAGUUUACAUUCUCAGAACUGAAAGAAGCAACAAAAAAGUUUAGUAGAGCAACCAUGAUUGGGGAGGGUGGGUUUGGAUCUGUCUACAAGGGAACAAUUAGGAGUUCUGAAGAUCCAUCUAGACAAGUUGACGUGGCCAUAAAACAACUUAAUAGCACUGGAAACCAGGGACAUAAAGAAUGGGUGACAGAAGUUAAUGUUCUUGGAGUGGUUGAACACGAGAACCUUGUCAAAUUAAUUGGCUACUGUGCGGAAGAUGGUGAACGAGGAAUCCAGCGCCUUCUGGUGUAUGAAUAUAUGCCUAACAGCAGUGUGGACAAUCAUCUAUCAGCUAGGUCAGAAACAACUCUUUCAUGGGCCACGAGGUUAAGGAUAGCUCGAGAUGCUGCUCGUGGCUUAGCGUAUUUACACGAGGGCAUGGAAUUUCAGAUAAUCUUCAGAGAUUUCAAAUCAGCAAACAUUCUCCUAGACGAGCAAUGGAACGCAAAACUAUCGGACUUUGGGUUAGCUAGGCUGGGCCCUUCAGAAGGACUUUCACAUGUCUCAACCGCAGUAGUUGGAACAUUGGGAUAUGCUGCUCCUGAAUAUAUCCAAACGGGUCAUCUUUCUUCAAAGAAUGACGUGUGGAGCUACGGGAUGUUCCUCUAUGAGCUAAUAACAGGCAGGCGACCACUGGAUCGGAGUCGCCCUAAGCGUGAGCAGAAGCUCUUGGAAUGGGUAAAGCAAUACAUAUCAGACCCUAAGAAGUUUCAAACGAUAAUAGAUCCCAGGCUUAAAGGGGAGGAGGAUGUCCUAGGUUCUGCUCAGAAACUCUCUCAUGUUGCCAACCGCUGUUUGGAAAAACGCCCAAAGUUACGCCCAACCAUGACCGAAGUCCUUGAAAUGGUUACCCCUAUUGCAGAAGCACCGAUAGGGACGGGCAAUUCUAAGCCGCCUAUUGUAGUAGCAGAAGAAGAAGACACUUGUAGAAAUGGUAAAAGGACAAUCAAACCCAAUAAAGUAUUGGGUGGAUGGUUUGUCAGAAUAGCGUCACUAAAACGUCCAAAGACAGUCAUCUGAGCCCUUUGGUGGAGGCCAAUUUGGGGUUGGAGUUGUGCUGAAUGAAUCAAUGAAUGGUGGUAGUGUCCGAGCGGUAACGGUUUUGCUUCCAUCCUUCCGCUGUUUACUACAACAAUAUGUUUAUAUAUAUGCAUAUAUAUUAUUCCUGGAGAGAACUAGAGAAGCAUCAGCUGGUGAUCUAGAUCAUGUACUAUACUCAUGUUCUUAACUUCUUAUUCUAUCCAAAUCUGGCAAUGCUAUGUGAAAAAUCUUACUGGACAGUCAUAGGAAUAUAUCUAACCUUAGACUAUGCUUCAUUUCUUGGUGGUCUACCUCUUCCAAGAAGAGAAUGACUGGUCAGAAUGAGAUGGUAUAUUUGGAAAGCUUACUGUGAUACUCUCAUACUCCACGUCCCACAGUGAUAUCAUGGUGCCUGAGUGUUUUCCAACAAAAGCUUGCCAGCAAACGUAGUGUGCUGAAACAACUCAAUUUAUUCCCAAAAAGCUUCCUCUUGCCUGUACCUGACUGCAGAUGCUAUGAUAUGUGAAAAGCUACUACUGGCAGUCUGGCAGAUAUAAGAUUAAUGUAGCUGUCUUUUAUAAAGAUCACACAACAAUGGGGGAUCAAUAAUCAGAGAUUACACUGGUCGUUUUAAGAAAGCUAAAUGUUACUCUUUCAAAGCAGACUCAAAACUAAUGGCCGAAGAGAACCUAUAAUUGGGCUUGAAUUCAGUCUUUUGCUUUCAAGUACACAUGGGGAGAACAGACCAUUUGAAUACCUGACUUAUUUUAGAAAAAAAACUGUUUGUGCAUGUCCAUUUGUAUUUUGUAUACGCUUUCGGUGAACAUACAAUUUUUCUGUCCAUGAAUAUCCUUUCAUAGGCAAAAUAUGUUUUUUCUAUAACAGACUAUUUACGGAUAAAAAUUAGUGUGUUCACCGACGUGUAUAUGGACGUGUACAAAUGCACGUGUACAAGAAGUGGGACCGCUUAUUUUAGGAUGCUUGUUUUAAUGCAACCACUUACAUUUUGGCAUUUGUGGAUCGUAUAAAACAAAAACAUAAUAAGAAGAGAGGCAUUCCUCUUUAAAAUCAUGCAGUUGUGCUUUAAAACUUAGACCAUGUAUCCCCAUUUUAAGCUUAUCGGUCUCAUUAGUCAAUUUUUUCAUUAAACAUGUAGUUUUUGAUUUCUCGAGUUGAAUUCUAUGAUAAACAAAAUAAAUAAGGUUGAA